Molecule: messenger RNA, 2854 nt
Organism: Xenopus laevis (African clawed frog)
Lineage: Eukaryota; Metazoa; Chordata; Amphibia; Anura; Pipidae
Gene: ccdc120.L
Product: coiled-coil domain-containing protein 120
Exons: 11
Coding region: 448-2202 (584 amino acids)
Source: RefSeq, a predicted model, not a curated record
GCUGGGGGGCAGUAGGAAGACAAGAGACCGCAUGUAGCGCAGGAGUGACUCUGGAGACACAGCAGAGAAGGGGUUAAGCGACUCCUGGCUGGAAUGCCUGGAAUGCUGGAGCUUAUCAGGACGUACCAAAGGUCAGACAGGAGGGGUGGCGGUGAGCAAUCCGUACCUAGGCAGUGAUUGGUUUCUUCCGCUGGCCUCGAUUUCCCCUGCCGCGAAGAGCAGUUGGUAUGUUCCGGUGGAAGCUCCUGCCUGUGCGGAGAUAGACGAGUAGGUUCGUACCUGAGUCCGAAGAGAGGCGGAAAAGAUCGGUCGUGUCCGUAGCUCCGGCGCGUCUGUAAGGCCCUAUUGAGAACAGGUUUUCUCCAGUGCUGAGUGCACCUUGGGUAGUGAAUGGCUGUCAGACUGAGUGAGUGCGAUACUCCUGUGUGGCGCUGCUGAAUUACCUCCAUGGAGGGCAAAGGUGGCAUCUCCACUGCAGCGAUGUCCCUGAGUGGCCCCUCACUGGAUGUGAGCCUAAAGCAGAGGGCCCGGGUAAUAUCGGAGCUGAGUGAGAAGCAGAAGGAGCUGCAGGAGUCACUGAGACAGAAGCUGACGGAGCUGACAAGGCUGUGUUUGCAGGAAGCUGAGCUGACAGGGCACGUGCCUGAUGAUUUCCCCCUAGAAUAUGGAGAGAGGCCCCCAGUUGUGUCCAGGAGACCAAAGGCAACCUUUAGGGUGAGCGCAGCCACAGUGACCAGGGCAGAGGAGUUGCAGCUGGAGCGCUUGGAGAGGGACUUUGCUGUGCAGCUGCAGAUGGCAGAGGCGGCCCGGAAGCUGAGCCUGGCAGCAGAACAGAGCGUGGAGAUGAAUAGUGAGCAGCGACGCAAGAGAAGGCUGGUGUAUCUGGAUGCGCUGAGGAGGCUCCAGGAGCUCGAGGAGCAGAGUAACAACCUGAGGAGGAAACUGGGUCUGAGGCCUGUGCAUAGGGAUCCCAGCAACCUAUUCGAUGAAGCCCACCCAUCAGAGAACAGUUCCUUGUCAGAGAGCAGCAGCUACGAGGAUAUUCUGGGCCAGGGGGCAAGGCCGUCCCCUCCUCGUAUCUCCGAAAAUUCCCGCAAAGUGUCCAACAGUCCAGAGAGAAGGGUGGGGUGGAAGUCUUCACCUGUGAUGCUCCAUAGUGAUGUUCACAACCAGCGCAACUCCAUGGCCAGCGCAGCAAGCCCCACUCGUUCCUUCCCUCGGAGUCUGUCCAGUCUGGAGGGCCGCAGUGUCCCAGCUACACCAAUCCUGAGUCGGAAUUCCUGCAGCAGCUCCGCCCUCAGGUCGGAGGGGUCAGGCCUUUCUCAGUGUCAGUGGUCCGGAAGCCAGGAUUCCCAGGUGGGCUUCCCUAGUGAUCGGCCCUCGGGCCAUGCUGCUCGGAGCCGGCGCAGUAACAGCUCUGAAGCUCUCAUCGAGCGCCCUCCUCCUUCUGAAGCUCCCGCCAAACCCUCCUUCAAAAGCUCUGAAAGUCUGAGUGAGCACCCCCAGUCUUUUCCACCCCAGCAACAGGGGGCCCGAUCCCCAGAUCCUCGAACCCCCAGCAGCAACUGUCGGCUCCCCUACGAGGAGAUUCUGCUGGAUUAUUACAUGGAAAGGCAGCAGCCUCGUGGCUGGACUGAGCCUGAGGGCGAGUGGUUUGUAGAGGCUGACGGCAGCGGCCAUUACUCUCGGCGGGAUGGCUACUACGAUGGAUUCCCAGGUAGCCCAGCGCUCCGGAACAGCCGGGUUGAAAUGCAACAGCAGCGCAGGAACGCUGCUCGUACCAAGUCCUGUGGCCCCCAACUGUCAGAUGUGGGCAGUUUUCAGCAAUCCUGGCAACGGCCUCCCCCCCAGGCCUGUCCUCCAGGCCCCAGAUCCCGCAGUCAGCCUCGUGCCCCCCCACCCGAGACUCUGGAGAGGAGUGUGCACAAAGCUCUGGCCCUGGAGGGUCUUAGGGACUGGUAUCUGCGCAAUUCUGCAGUCACCAGCGCACUCCAGCGCUGCCCGGUCUCUUCUCAGAUGCCAAACCAACGCUACUACCGACCCCCUUACACUGAUGCACAUUACCAAGCUGCCUCCCCCCUGCCCCAUUCCAUCAGUUUCACUGGGGCUCCAAUGCACAGCAGGCACUUGUCAGAGUAUCUCGGGCAGGAGUGGUGUAGCCAGGGACCAUCAGAUGGCACCACACCUGGGACAUUAGUCUGACACUAUCCGCCAUUGCAACAAGAUGGCUCCUGCCUUCGGCAAUCAAGUAGCCGCGAUGGCUCGCACUGCCUGUGUAUCACGUGUCCCAGCUCUAGUGGCCAGGACGUGGCUUUCCCUCCAGCAGCAGCAGCAGAAUUGUGGGAGAGCCAAUGAUAAAUCAGCAAAUCCAAUAAGAAACUGACAGGUGCUGAUCUUUUGCCAAGCGGUAACCACUAGUACAAAGUGCCUGUGCCAUCAGUACCCUGCUCAUGUUCAGCCGGGGAGGGGGGCACAGAAUGUGGCACAAGGGGAGGGGCAUGUGUUUGGGCAAUGAGUUGGCAGAAGCCUGGGCACAGACUGGGGUACUACAGGACUGAGCUGGACUUGGUCUCACACACGAGAGAAUCGGCCGACUCGCAGAAUGUUCUUUGUGUGACUUCUCAUUGUUACGAACGCUCAUUCCUGACUGCAACACUGUGUGCAAUAGUUACAGGCCCCCCGGCCUCCCACCUUUUGUGUACGGCCAUUUCCCAAUAAAUUGUGCAAAACAUUGAUCUUUAUUAGUCCUCAAUCCCAGACUCUCUCUCAUCCUCUUACAUAGAGCCAGUGUAGUUCCUGUGAACCCCCAGUCUCCUAGUGUACCCCCACCCUCAAUAAACACUCCCUUUCUCUA